GUCUGGAACGCGCCGGCCGCCCCCGCCGUCCUCCCGUGCCGGAAUUCUGCUCCCUCGCCGACACGCCACUGCCCAAACCCGGCCGACCAGUAUAAAAUCCGGCCCCUCGCGCCACCUCGCCGUCAUCAACUGCGUAGUCGUCUCGCGCUUUCCAUUACCACCCAGCUCUAUCCACACCGUUCCACCACCUGCUCCUCGUCAUCGUCCAUGGAGGGCAAGGACGGCAAGCACGACGCCUCCGCCGCGCCACCGGCCGGCGCGCCGCAGCCCGCGGCUCCUCCCGCAGCGGGACAGGGGCAGCCGCAGCCGCCCGAGGCGGCGCGGUGGGGCACGCGGCAGAUGGGCCCGCCGGCGGCGCCCGGGGCGCACCCGGAGAACCAGGAGGCGGCGCGGUGGACGGCGGCGCGCGGGGACCAGGAGCUGCCGCCCUACGUCAUCAUGGGGGAGGCCGUGGCUGCGCCGCCGCCGCAGCAGCAGAGGCAGAAAGGGGACAGCCCCAUGGAGCACAUCCUCGACUUCUUCAACACCUGGAGCCGCAAGGCCGAGGAGCUCGCAUCCAACAUCUGGUUCAACCUGAAGACUGCGCCGUCGGUGUCGGACGCGGCGAUGGGUAAGCUGAGCCUUGGCGCCAAGGCCCUGUCGGAGGGCGGCUUCGAGAAGCUGUACAAGCAGACCUUCUCCUCGGGUCCCGAGGAACAGCUGAGGAAGACCUUCGCGUGCUACCUGUCGACGGCCACCGGCCCCGUCGCCGGCACGCUCUACCUGACCAGCUUGAACAUCGCCUUCUGCAGCGACCGCCCGCUCUCCUUCGCCGCGCCGUCCGGCCAGACCGCCUGGAGCUACUACAAGGUGAUGAUCCCGCUGGCCAAGGUCGCGGCGGUGGAGCCGGUGACGAUGAAGGAGAGCCCGCCGGAGAAGUACGUGCACGUCGUCACCGUGGACUCCCACGACUUCUGGUUCAUGGGAUUCGUCAGCUACGACAAGGCCGUGCACCACCUCACCGAGGCCGUCUCCCACCGCUCAUCGUCCCAGCAGCAGGACGUCGCCGGCACCAAGUGAGGAGGGUCCCGUCCGUUCGUCGGAGACAUACACAUAGCUCUGUGCAGUACUGCAGUACCUGUGUCCGGCUUGCGAUGGUCUGUGUGGUGGCGUGUGAAUAUGUCUAUGAGUGUGCAGUGUACAAGCCGUGUCUUGUGAACUAUUUUUGGUGUAUCCCUAAUGCACCUAGUUGGGUUUUCAUGUGUUGGACCAAUUCGUCAAUGGCCAGCUGGAAAGCUCCUAUCCUUGGUCCUUAGCUGAAUUGGGUCGACAUAGAUUUUGUCAUUUUCGAUGGUUCUCUACAAUUGAUGUGCUAUACUGUAAUGUAAACCGGUAUUUUAUGAGACGGAAGAAAUAAUCUCUAGUUUA
Molecule: messenger RNA, 1407 nt
Organism: Panicum hallii
Lineage: Eukaryota; Viridiplantae; Streptophyta; Magnoliopsida; Poales; Poaceae
Product: GEM-like protein 5
Exons: 2
Coding region: 208-1059 (283 amino acids)
Source: RefSeq, a predicted model, not a curated record